Molecule: messenger RNA, 3150 nt
Organism: Kluyveromyces marxianus DMKU3-1042
Lineage: Eukaryota; Fungi; Ascomycota; Saccharomycetes; Saccharomycetales; Saccharomycetaceae
Gene: Fbxl7
Exons: 2
Coding region: 1-3150 (1049 amino acids)
Molecular function (GO): protein binding; protein-containing complex binding
Source: RefSeq, a predicted model, not a curated record
AUGUUCAAAACAAGAGUGCCCAAGAGGCGAUCAAACCUCUCUAACGUGGUCAAGAGCCAGCGAAGCAGCCGUGUUAAGGUCGGCGAACGGUUUUCGGAGAAAAAGAGUAAGCACGAGCAAUCUGAAGGAGCUCAAAAAAUAGACUCUGCUGUUAGCGGUAGUGUAAAUUCUACUGACAAGGGACCUAUAUCCUCACAUCCAGAGGAAUCUAGACCUGGCUCUCAUUCUAAUUCUGCUUCUGAUUCUGAUUCUGAUUCUGAUUCCGAACCAAGUUCCAACUCCAGCUCCGAUUCCGACUCAGAUUAUGACGACUCAUCUCUAUCGCAAAAUCAAAUUAAAGAUGGCAUUCCCGCAGCAUUCUUAGAGCGUCUAAUGAGCUUUUCCCUAUUCAAUAAUGCCCCAGAACUGUUCUAUAUAGCUAUCGCCAGAAAACUUAAGCUGCUAGUUUACCAUCCGCAUGAGUUUGUCGUGAAAGCUGGAGAACCGGCUUUAGCAAUGUACUGGAUUCUUCGAGGUUCUGUGAAUGUCACAUCUCCGGAUGGCGAAAUCGUUCAUGCUGAGUUGGUAGAAGGUUCAUAUUUCGGUGAAAUCGGAAUCCUUUUCAAUAGACCAAGAACAGCAACUGUCAUUUCCAAGACAAAAGUUUUGCUAGGAGUAUUAACUGCAGAAACGUUCAAUCAAGUUUUACUACAUUUCCCACAAAUAGAACGACAAAUCAGAGAUGAAGCACAGGAACGUCUUGCAACCCAGGAAAAACAGCGGAAAGCCGGCGUUUCAAAAAUCAUUCACGAUAACGAUUUUAUUGUACGACAAAGAUCUCCAACAUGCAUCACAAAUGAUCAAAGCAUACAGCCCAUAUAUUCAAGCCCGGGAUCCUAUUCAGAUACUGCAAUUUCGUCCGUAACCAAUAGUACGGUUAUAUUCCCACUACAGCAAGAAUCUUCGGAUAAGCUAUUAGAAGAAAGGAUACUUCCUCCUCAACUUCCCGAGAGAAACGACUCAUCAUCACCUACCAAUCAAAGCUUGGGAAACCCAAUAUAUACGGAAACAAUUGACGACACGAUAUCAACUAGGCAAUUCUUGAAAAGUUUGCCUUUGUUUACCGCUUUACCAGCGAAUGCUAUACAUGAGUUAGCUCUCUCGGUAGAAAUAAAACAAGUUCCUCCGUUCGAAUAUGUCUUCAAAAAAAAUGACAUCGGUGAAGAUAUAUAUUUCAUCAUUAGUGGUGAGGUUGAAGUCCUUGGUCCUUCUACUUCAAAAAUAUUUCCCGGCAAAAACGUGCCAAUGCCAUCUCAUAAAAUUAUCGAUGUAGUUCUUGCAAGGUUAGGACCUGGUCAAUAUUUUGGUGAAAUGGGAUUCCUCAGCUCCAUUACAGAUGACGUAAAACAAAAAUCUAAAUGUAAAAGAUCUGCUGGUAUCAGAACUGUGUCGAACUGUACUCUUUUAGUUUUAACUGGUGAUACUCUUAGAGAUUUUUGUGCUAAAUUCCCUGAAACGGAAACCCAAAUCAAGCAAACCGCUGAGGAGCGUAUGAAAAAGAAUGUCGAAAUGCGGAAAAAUAAUGAUACGGAAUAUCAAACUAAUUCUUCGCAUCCAGAUUCAGCUGCCUUGAUAUCACCAAUAUCACAAAAAGGUUAUAUCAAUUUAUUAAACGAUCAAACUAGAAAGAUUCAAUCUCAGCCUCUAGUUACUGUAGACUCACUUUUAAGUCAAACAUCAGAAUCAUCCUUAGAUCUUUACAAUGAACCAAAUAACAAAUCUUUAUUCAAGUCCAAUUUUUCAUUCGAUAAUCAAUCACAAAAGGAAACGUCCAUGCAACAAAUAAGAAAACCAGCUUCACCAACCUUUACUCCAGUUUCUGGAAUCGGUGCUUCGCUUUCCGCAGCUUCUUCAGGUUCUCUAUUAGGGGAGAAUUCGAUUAAAAGUGAUGAGGUGUUACAACAGCAACCUCUAGAACUCCAUGUUCCGCCUUUAAAUGGCGCUUUGAAACGUAGAGCUUCCGCUUUCGCAACAAGAAGCCCUUCACCAAUGCAAUACAUGGGUCACUUAAAGAGGGCAAGGCUCUCUAAUAUCGGCGGCGGGCCGUCUAGGAGAAGAUCUUCAGUUCUAAGUGUUGGGCCUUUACCUGAUAGAUUGCUAUUACGCUGCUUCCAAUAUAUCCCAUUGCCUGAACUAAUGAAGUUGCGUUUAGUUUGCCGGCGCUGGAGGCAGCUUUUGUAUGUGGCCCCUGGUCUUUUCGACAAAUUAGACUUGACUCCAUGGAGUACCAGCAUUGAUGAUAAAGCCUUGCAUAAAAUUACUGAUUUUGUCGGCUCAAGAUCCAAGUAUAUUGAUAUAUCAAAUUGCUUUCAUGUUACCGACGAAGGGUUUUCAUAUAUGGUCAAUGAAAUUGGAAUAGGUGGAUGUAUUAAGUCACUCAAAAUGACUUCAUGUUGGGAGAUAAGUGCAAUGGCUAUUAUGGACAUUGCUGUUCCUUCGAUUGGUAAAUUUUUGGAAGAAAUUAAUUUGAGUAAUUGUAGAAAGGUACGGGAUGACGUUAUUCAAAGGCUACUUGGAUGGGAUGUAGCUGAGGUUGCUCCCAGUAGUGUUGCCUCAUCCCACAAUAAUCAAAUAGGGUCAUUAUAUCCGUUAGAUGAGCCUAUACCAGACGUAGGCUUUUCUUAUUGGUCUUAUCAAAUGUUCCCUAAGCUGAAAACUUUGAUUAUUAGUGAAUGCAUUUUUUUAACUGAUAAUUCUAUUCGCUCCAUACUAAACAGCUGCCCAAAUUUGGCAUACUUGAAUGUAUCAUUUUGCUGUUCUCUAACAGAUACAGCUAUUGAACUUAUAUGUGUUGGUGGUCAAAACUUGGAACAAUUAGAUAUCAGCUUUUGCGGCAGGGCUGUCAGUGAUAUAUCUUUAUUAAAUAUAUCGAUGCAUUUAAGAAAACUCGAACAGAUCUCUCUGAAAGGCUGUUUAAGAGUGACAAGAUCAGGUGUCGACUCCUUAUUGGGUGGAUAUGCGCCGUUGAAACGAAUCGAUAUAUCACAAUGCAAAAAUGCGCAUAUCUAUCAAGGAGGUGUUCAGGCAACACUUUUCAAGACUUCUUCAGGAUCAAAAUCAGUCUUUUUGACAAUGGAAGAUAGCUCUAGAUGUGUUGAAGUUAUAAUUUAA